CUCUCUCCAAAAUCAUGUCUUCUCCAGCAAGACUCCAAAACCAUAGCAACCCCCUCCACGAGUUUCAGGAACAAACACCACGUAACCCCUUCUGUCCGUACUCCCAUUCUGGUUGUUUUUCUCGUUUCUCAUCGGCAUAUAUACACACUCAUCGUUAACUUGUUCUUCACCGUCAAGAAAUAAUUCUCUAAUGGCUAUGAGAUCGACACCCGCUCUUGUGGUCGUUGCGGCAUUUCUUGCUCUCCAUUUCGUGCCUUUGCUCGUGUCGGGCCACCCCAACCUCAUUCCGGAAAACGAGUCUGAUCUCGAUGGCUGGAUCGUCCAAAACAUGAGGGAGUACAACGAGCGGAAGACCGAGCUGAGGACCAGGAGCAACAUCCCCGGCACGCACUUCGACACAGGGCUUGCCGCCGCCGAGGACGCAAAGAGAGUCAUCCGGGUGAAGCAGGACGGCACCGGAGACUUUAGGACGGUGACGGACGCCGUGAGGAGCAUUCCGUCUGCAAACAAGCAGCGCGUGGUGGUGUGGAUUGGCAGGGGAGAGUACAAGGAGAAGGUUCUGGUGGACGUGACGAAGCCGUACGUGACGUUUUUUGGGGACAAGAACAACAUCCCGUCGAUCACCUACGACGGCACGGCUGCCGUGUACGGGACGUGGAACAGUGCCACGGUGGCUGUGGAAGCCGACUAUUUCAUGGCCGUGAAUAUAGCGUUCGUGAAUUCAGCUCCUAUGCCGGACGGCAUAAGGAAAGGUGCACAGGCGGUGGCAAUGAGAAUAUCAGGGGAUAAGGCAGCCUUCCACAACUGCAGGUUCAUCGGAUUUCAGGACACCUUAUGUGACGAUAGGGGAAGGCAUUUAUUCAAGGAUUGCUUCAUCCAAGGCACUGUUGAUUUCAUCUUUGGCAAUGGAAAAUCCCUCUACUUGAAAAGUACCUUAAACUCAGUUGCAAAUGGAAAUGGGGUGAUCACGGCACAUGGUAGAGCAGAUGUGCAGGAUGAUAGCGGAUUUUCGUUUGUGUAUUGCAACAUAACGGGGACAGGUGAGACCUUGCUUGGGCGUGCUUGGAGGGGAAGAGCAAGAGUGGUGUUUUCUUACACAUACAUGGGGAACCUUGUCGACAGAGAAGGGUGGUCCGACUACAACGACAGUGCGCGUGCCAACACUGUGUAUUAUGGAGAAUACAAAUGUUCUGGACCGGGUUCAAGCUCCAUCCAUCGAGUCAAGUAUGCAAGGAUGCUGACUGAUAUAGAAGCAAAACCCUUCAUCAGCCUGACUUUCAUCCAAGGAACGAAAUGGGUUCUUCCCCCUCCCAACCUCUAGUGAAGUACUACUACUUUACUCUACCCCGGCCGUCCACCACGUCGUAAUAACUAGUUUCAUAAGUACCUAAAGACGAUAGGGCAAUGCUAGCCAUGUACGUACUGAUGUAGAAGAAGGUAAACAAAAGCUGCGCGCUAGCACUGUUCUUUGGUUGAAUGUACCCUUCAUGUACGUAUGUAUAGUUUAAGUCUGUUGCUUCUGCGUAGUGAAAGUUGGGUUCAUCUGA
Messenger RNA from Rosa chinensis, 1547 nucleotides. Its product is annotated as putative pectinesterase 63. The record is from RefSeq and is a predicted model, not a curated record. NCBI's taxonomy places the organism in Eukaryota, Viridiplantae, Streptophyta, Magnoliopsida, Rosales, Rosaceae. Gene Ontology annotation, molecular function: pectinesterase activity. The coding region runs from base 191 to 1321 and encodes 376 amino acids. The transcript has 4 exons. Gene Ontology annotation, biological process: cell wall modification.